AUGGCUAAGAGGGGCGGUAAGAGGAGGAACAAGGGUUCCAAGUCUGCUGCUGCAACUGCUGCAACUGCUGUCUCUCCUGCUCCCUCCACAGAGGCUGUUGACAGUACCAAUGUUGUUGAGCCAGUCCAGACAACUGAAGAAAAUGUUACCGCAGGUACUGAGAGCACUGAGCCACUGAAAGAAGAGACUCCAGUUGUUGCGCAGACCGAGGAGCCUGUUUCCCCGGUUGUGUCAGAGCCCGAGGUCGAGGUCGAGGUCGAGACAAAGUCGGAGGAAAGCAUCGACGAGGCUACGCCGGUGGUAACAACAACUGAGAACAAGGUGGAGGCAUUUGAGCCAGUGGUUGAGAAGACGGAGACCGUGAUCCAGAAGGAAGAGGCAAAAGGUAUGACUGAGCUUGUUAGUGACGUAGCAAUGGACAAGCACUCACCAGUGAUAGAUGUUCUGCCUGAGACCACCAAGGAUGUCGAGUCGACCGAGAUCGAAGAGGUCAUUGCACCUGCUCCUACCACCCCGCUGCCUGAGCGUCCCAAGACCUCAGAGUCGACCGCCGUUCCCGCCGUUAUCCCCACUUCUGUCGAGCCUGUGACUGCUGAGCCUGUGACUGCUGAGCCUGUGACUGCUGAGCCUGUGACUGCUGAGCCUGUGACUGCUGAGCCUGUGACUGCUGAGCCUGUGACUGCUGAGCCUGUCACUGCCCCCAGAUCCAUCGCCACAGAAUCGACCGAUGUCGCGCCCGCGGCUGCGCCCGCCGCUGUCGAGCCUGUCACUGCCCCUGUCUCUGAUCCCAUCACCACCCCAACUGAGACCAUCGAGGCCGCACACAUCAAGCGCCCGUACGAGAAGCCCAUAUUCUCGAAUGAUGACGUGAAGCCGCACAAGAUCGCCAAGACAGAGGAGGAGCAGGUUGCCGGCACAGUAGAGAAGAAGACUCUGGCUAGUGCUGGCCCCGCAACGGCGGCACUUACCACCCCUGAGCUCGUUCCUGUUCAAACUUUCCAGAAGGAUACCUCUGCUGAGGUUUCUCCCAAGACUAAGGUCAACGCAUCACCUUCACCGGAUGCCGUUGCUGCUGCUAGUGCUGCCUUGGAUCUCCCCAAGGCUGACAAGAGUGCGGCCUCAGCUGACGAGAGCGUGACUCCAGUUGACAAGAACGUGGUUUCAGCUGACAAGAGUGUGGCCCCUGCCACCGAGGAGCCCAAGACUCCUGAGCUGAAAUCCAGCGAGACUCCCAAGGAGGCUGUGCCCACCCCAACCACCACUGGAAAGAAGUCCGGAUCCCCUGAGCCGGCACCAGUGAAGAAGCAAAGUUCUAAGGGAUCUGAGAUCUCGGUCGAAAAGGCAGAACGAAAGAAGGGUGGAUUCUUCGGUUGGUUGAAGCGAAAGUUGAAGUAG
Messenger RNA from Penicillium taxi, 1395 nucleotides. RefSeq lists its product as uncharacterized. Bases 1 to 1395 code for a protein of 464 amino acids. The transcript is spliced from 2 exons. The record is from RefSeq and is a predicted model, not a curated record. Lineage: Eukaryota; Fungi; Ascomycota; Eurotiomycetes; Eurotiales; Aspergillaceae.